Mercenaria mercenaria is the source of this 2478-nucleotide messenger RNA. RefSeq names its product S-phase kinase-associated protein 2-like. Bases 48 to 1538 code for a protein of 496 amino acids. Gene Ontology annotation, cellular component: SCF ubiquitin ligase complex. NCBI's taxonomy places the organism in Eukaryota, Metazoa, Mollusca, Bivalvia, Venerida, Veneridae. Gene Ontology annotation, molecular function: protein binding. Gene Ontology annotation, biological process: SCF-dependent proteasomal ubiquitin-dependent protein catabolic process. The record is from RefSeq and is a predicted model, not a curated record. The transcript has 11 exons.
UCAAUCACUUCCGGGUCGUCUGUGGGCGCAAAGUUUUCCGUUCAAAAAUGCCAAAAAAGCGGGUCCAAAGAAAAACCUCUUGCAAAGAUCAGAAGGAAAAUAAGAUCUCGAUUUCAAGGAAAAGGAAAGCAUCGAGCCCACUGGAGGCAUGUAACCAAUCCCACACAAAGACGACCUGGGCAGUGAACACAGAACGCACACGAGACAUACUGCAGGACAUGGGAGUAGAACUGUUGUCGCAAAAUAGUACAGAUAGCUGUGCAAGCAACACAGAAAAUUUUACCCCAGCCACAUUUGUUAAAGAUGAAAAUAGUCAAAGUAGCACAUCCAGUUUUCAUCUUCCACCAGUCCCUGGGGCUCCGAGAAUACUACUAGACAGUCAUCGUGACAAUGUGACAUCAUGCAGUGAUGAGUCGUCUGAGAGUUCCCUAGACCCUAACUUGACCCCUUGUCUCAGGACUAUACAAAACAUACCAAACCCCAACAUACAUUUCAGCAUUAGCAGACAGUUUAAGCGGCAGAGAACUGACACAGGGGCUUAUGAUUACUUUGGUCUUCUAUCAGAUGAAAUUAUUCUUGCAAUAUUUGCUUGGUUACCAAAGUUUGUGCUUGCCAAAUGUGCUAGAGUAUGCAAAAAAUGGAGCAGAUUAGUGCUAGACGAGUCAUUGUGGAAAAGGAUAGAUCUUUCAACAAAGACACUGAGUCCUGGAGUCCUUGGUCAUGUGAUGAGCAGAGGGGUUUGGGCCUUAAGGCUCGCAAAGUCUGAGAUUGAAGGUCCAAUAUUUACUGGUCCAACUAGUCCAAUAAAAUCAACAAGGUUAUCAAAAGUGCAAUAUUUAGAUCUCAGUAUGGCAGGGACAAGCCCCGAAGUUCUUGAAGAAAUAUUUUCAAUUUGUAAAGAUCUCAGGAAAAUUAGUCUUGAAAAUCUAGAAGUGAAUGAUAAAGUAUGCUGCUAUAUUGGUGAAAACAAACAUUUGACGGUGCUCAACAUGGCAAUGUGUCAGGGAAUUACUGCCAAUGGUCUUAUGCCAAUACUCUCAAAUUGUAGAAAGCUAGAAUCAUUACAUUUAGGUUGGACAGGGCUCCAUAGACAUAGUAUUGUAUAUUUAUGCUUGUGCCUACCACCAGAUCUGCAGAAACUAAACCUCAGUGGGUGUAGGGAGAACAUUACUGAUGAUGAAGUACUGCAGUUGUGUAAGACAUGUCCAAAUCUACGUGAAUUGGAUCUCAGUGACUCAACAUCACUAACAAAUGACUCUGUCACCCACAUUAUCCUCAACCUUAGAUACCUAGAACAUAUCGCCCUCAGUAGAUGUUACCAUAUAGUUCCUGGUUCAAUCACAGAUCUCAAUGAGAUGCCAUCAUUGUUAGCAGUGGAAGUAUUUGGAAUCUUACGUGAGAACCCACUAAAAGUGCUCAAAAGUAACCUACCAAGAACUGAAGUGAAUUCAUACCCAUUUUCCAGUAUUGCACGCCCAACUACAGGAAUUCAUCGGACCAGUAUCUGGGGGAUUCGGGUCAGAGAUAAUGCCGUGUAGAUAUUACAAUGGAAUUUCAUGCGGCCAAAAAUCAUGUUGAUAUUUUCUAUUGUUAAAGUUGAAAUAUUCGUUUUGUUUUUAUCUAAGAUGAAUAAUGUUGUAAAUGUUGAUUUAAAUUUACUGCUACAAUUGACUGUCCAAACAAAACUUACUUCACAAUGAUUGUUUUAACACGCGACAAAAUACGAUGUUGGCAUAUGUGAAACCAGUAAUUGUUUAGAUCCAUACAAAAUCUUGUACUAUUACUUGUAGAUUUUGUUAUAACACAGAGCUCCAUAGAUCCACUCAAUAUUCUGUUAAUACUUGUAGAACUUCUGUAGGAGGAAUGCGAUUUUGACCCAAAAUAUAAUAGAUUAAAUUAUUUAAAAUAUCUCAUUACGGUACUGCAUAAUGAUCGCAUAAGUCGACAGUAAUUUACGGUAUGUUCAGUUUUCACCGGACUUUAAAAUAGACGCUGCAAAUUAAAAUCGCUUUUCCUAAGUGAAUUGCAGAACAGGUCAUAUUGCAGCAGUUUGAAUGUAAAUUCUGAGCAGCUCAUCCUGCAGGAUGGCUUGAUUACAAACAAUUUGUCGAGCCCUGCAGUACAGGGUAUGUUUCAUAUGUAGAAAAAUCCUUGGUUUGUCAUAAUGGUUAAUUCAAGGAGGCGUGAAUUUGUGAAUAAUAAUAUAAAUGGUACUUUUAUUUGUUAGUUAGGACUUGUUUUGUACUUAGUCCUGAACAAAUAAUAUUGAUUUUACAGAUUGAAUCGAUAAAAUAAAAAACUGAUGUGCAGUCAAAUGAAAGUAAAAGAUGUAUUUUGUAGAAUCUGAAGAAAAAAGUGAGGAAUAAAAAUUUAUUGAAAUAUUUCUGUGCUAUCUUUAGCAGUUGGACAGGUUUCUGUUUUUGCGUGUAUCAGUACUGGUUAAUUAGAAUCUGACAAAAAUCAGGAGUGAUAAUAUAU